This is a messenger RNA of Pseudomassariella vexata, 1623 nucleotides long. RefSeq names its product amidase. Bases 1 to 1623 code for a protein of 540 amino acids. The transcript has 6 exons. The record is from RefSeq and is a predicted model, not a curated record. Lineage: Eukaryota; Fungi; Ascomycota; Sordariomycetes; Amphisphaeriales; Pseudomassariaceae.
AUGGGGUCUCAGACUUCUGGAAACUGGAAAGAACUGGCGCAGAUCUGCGUCAAGAUCCAGCAAGAUUCUAUACCCAAGCAAUGGAUGCUGUCGAAAGACAAGUUGCCCUCAGAGGAGACGCUCAAUGUCUCAUCAGUGCCUUAUGAUGCUGGCACAAUGUCAGCCGAGGAAUUGGAGAUGACGGCACAGGAUGCUGGAGGAUUACUGAAGGCAUACGAAUCCGGGAGAUGGACGGUGAAGCAGGUUAUUACGGCGUUCUUGAAAAGGGGCACAGUCAUGCAACAAAUGACAAACUUCGCCACAGAAUUCUUGGCCGAAAGUGCGUUGCAGAAAGCAGAGGAGCUUGAUGCCCAGUUCAAGGAGACAGGCAAGCUUUCAGGGCCGCUGCAUGGCAUUCCAGUCUCGGUCAAGGAACACAUCGGCAUGGACGGCCACAUCACGCAUGCGGGGUUCGUCAGCAAAAUUGGUAAUGUUCCGAAGGAAGAUGCACUGAGCAUCCAAUUAUUGAAAAAGGCUGGGGCUGUCAUCCAUGUGCGGACGAAUCAACCGCAGUCUCUAAUGCAUCUUGACAGUAACAACAACAUCACAGGAAUGACCCUUAACCCUCUGAAUCUAAAGCUCUCGCCGGGUGGCUCGUCUGGGGGUGAAGGUGUUUCCGUCGGAUCGAAGUGUUCUGUCAUUGGAGUAGGGACAGACAUCGGUGGAAGCGUGCGAGCCCCGGCAGCUUUCAACGGGUGCUACGGCCUCCGACCCACAGCACUUCGCGUGCCAAACCUAGGCAAUUUCGGUAUUACGGCCGGACAAGAGAGCAUUCGUGGUGUUGUUGGACCCCUUGGCCAGUCUGUUGAGGAUCUGGAGUUGUUCAUGAGCGCCAUUCUUGGGGGCAAGCCGUGGGAUGUCGAGACGAUGUUGGUGCCUAUUGAAUGGAGGAAGCUUGCACCGAACAAAGAGAUGACGGUUGGGAUUCUGUACGACGAUGGAAUCGUGAAACCACACCCUCCAAUGGUCCGAGCGUUGAAAAUAGCAGCCGAGAAGCUCAAUAGCGCGGGUAUCAAAGUUGUCAACUGGGAGCCAUUCGAACACCAAAGGGGUUGGGAUAUUGUGUCUGCCCUCUACUUCCCGCAAGGUCCCAGUCCGUAUCUAGACACAUUUGCCGAAACUGGCGAACCCGUUUUGCCCCUAACACAGCACGCGUUUAACUUCAGCAGCAAAGAGCCUUUGACCAUUGCCGAGAACUGGAGUCUGAACUACCAAAAAGAAGCAUAUCGACGUGAAUACCAUGCCUUGAUGAAGGAGAGAGGAGUUGACUUCAUUCUCUGCCCAGCGUAUCCUGGUGCAGGUGUCUUGCAGGGUAUGGCCAAGUACUGGAACUACACUGCUAUCUGGAACAUAUUGGAUCAGCCUGCUUCAAUAUUCCCUAGUGGAGUGAAAGUGGAUAAGGAUAUUGAUCGGCCGUAUGAGGGCUACACACCGAGAAAUGGGCACGAUGAGUGGGAAUUGAAAGCCUACGAUCCAGAGUUGAUGCACGGUUUCCCUGUAUGCCUGCAACUCGCAGGAAAGCACUUUCACGACGAAGAGGUCCUACAGGCAUCAAAGCUGAUAGAUGCGAUUUUGAAGAAGUAA